Messenger RNA from Anarrhichthys ocellatus (wolf-eel), 6058 nucleotides. It is a transcript of the gene ajm1, whose product is annotated as apical junction component 1 homolog. Lineage: Eukaryota; Metazoa; Chordata; Actinopteri; Perciformes; Anarhichadidae. Gene Ontology annotation, biological process: cell-cell junction organization. The transcript is spliced from 2 exons. The record is from RefSeq and is a predicted model, not a curated record. Gene Ontology annotation, cellular component: plasma membrane; apical junction complex. The coding region runs from base 293 to 3571 and encodes 1092 amino acids.
UUCCGGCCACGUAGAUGUGGAUGGUGCAGCGGGGUUGCGCAGAAAUCAACCAACGAUGUAGCGUAAAGGAAGAGGAUUGGAAAAGAAUCCGGGGAACCUGACCAAUAAGGCGGAUAUUGCAGCUCUACCUCUUGCACAUGUCCGAUGUCGUCAUCGGGAAACCACUAUCGCACUGCCUCGUAUCGCAUCCCUGACACACACUAUGGAUCAGCAGAGGCUGGCAGUCCGGACUGAUGCGGCAACAUCAACAUUAAAGCAACUUGAUGGCGAAAACUAGAGGAGUCCCUUUAAGAUGACACGCACAGACCCUCCUGACAUACUGGUAUCAACUGUGCAUCGAGAUAUUAAAGUGGUCUCCAUUUCUUCACACUACAAGUCCUUGCAACCCUCCAAACAAUGUGAUUCUAUACAUUACAGCACACUGGAGGACAGUAAGAGCAAAGUCAAUAAGAGACACUGUCGUUCCUUUGACUACAGGUCAUUGGAGUACCCAAAAUCACACAAGUACUCAAUGGAGUCCCCAUUCAAGAAGGCUGAUAGGCAUGCAGCCAACCCAGAUGUUGCCUGGAACGCCUUGGGCCGCCAGCAGAGAUACCGCUUUUCUGCUCCGGACAUUUUCAGCCAUAGAUUAACUCCUCAACCAAUGGCUGCAGAUAUGACCAGUGAAGUCAUUGUCCCUGAACAAAAAAGAAGGACCAGGUCCAAAAGUGCCCCUCGAGUCCAGACCAGUCUCACCCCUGUGUCUUUUGAAGGGUCCUCAUCUUCAGGGAGGAAGGGCAGGGAGUCCCAAAGGGCUCCAAGAGAUUCUCGCUGGAGGCCUGAAGUAUCACCGCGUAGGGAGUCCUCCCACGCAGCAACUAGGGCUCAUAUGCAUGACGUCCAUCCAAUUAAGUUGCAGCCUCAAAUGAGUGACAGCAGUAGAUACUCACCAAGCUAUGCUGGUGAUAAUUCUGAGGAUGGAGGGCUGGAUAAACCAGCAACUAGUCCUCAUGUCAGGUGUCGAGUUGACAUAAAACCUGAUGAUGUAGCAUUACAUCAUUCAGGACGAAAACAGGCUACACAUCAAGUGGACAUACCCUGGCAGAGGCACCACAGUGGGGGGAGUAGGAGUCUGACUGUGCCACGCCAUUUCUCCUACUCAAGAACACCAACUCCCACCGAUUCAUUCGGCACAGAGGGUAGGCAAGCUUAUCAAUAUUCCCGCAGCAUGCCAAAUAGUUACAUACAACCUAUGGAGAUUCCUUUGCAAAGAAUGCCUUCAUCAGGUGAUUACCAUGGAAGGGAACGCAGAGCUCAUUCUAGUCCCAAUGUGCCAACCAAGUUCUUUUAUGCAGAUGAUCCAGGGAGAUAUGUGACUACUGCUCCUCCUCAACCAAGUUCUGGCUUUCAUGAUGAACGUUACACACCAGGACAAACAUAUACGCCAAAAGUGCAAUAUGUGCAAGAUCCAAGGACUCGAAUGGUGCAUGCUGUAACUACAAGACCCUAUUAUCCUGAGAUGGAGCCCUAUCAAUACUCUGUGCAGACAGGGUAUCCCAAACCCUAUGCAGCAAAUGAACCUGGGCCAUACAUCAUACAGACACCUCCAACAAGAAUAUUUUGUGGGGAUGAUCCAAGAUCUUAUCCAAUACAGACUGCUCCUCCAAGGAUUUAUUAUUCCAGCGACAUGUAUGCAAUGCCUCCAGAGCAUCAUAUUCCAGCAAGGGCGUAUUACACGGAAGGCCGAAGACAUGCUAGAGUUAUUCAGGCACAAACAGAUGACUGGUAUGGCUCAGAUGCAUCUGGUUAUUCCACCAAUCCUGCCUCUUAUGUAUCUCAAGUCACCCCAACCAGAGUCCGUCAAGAGCCUGUGUUAACACCAUGGUAUGCCAACCCAUGUGUAGAACCUCAAAGAAUUGGCACAGAAUCAAAAUCCUACUCAAGGUCCUGGGACAAUAUUCUCAACUCUCGUGUAGAGAGGGAACAACCUCUUCCUGUACAGCGGGGUCAGAGCUAUGAUGAUCUUCUUGACUCCAGGAAGCCUGCAGCAGCCACAGGUGACAAACCAGAACCAGUGGUAGUCAAUCUCUCCAGUUCACCAAGACGCUAUGCAGCCUUAUCAAUGUCUGAUAGCUCACUAAUUGACAAAAGCCCAACAGAGACAUCAAAGAGCACUAAUAGUAAACUCUGGUUUGUCACUCCUGAAAUAACAAUCACUGAUAAUGACAUUCGACCAGGGAAACAUAUUAAGGCUGAAAGACGGUCUGCCAGUUGGGACAUUCUUGACUCCAGAAGCAGCGAGGGUCCAGAACCAUUUCAGCGAGACUUUGAAAGCUCAACCAAAGAGAAGAUACAUGACAAUGCCUCACUACAGCAAAGCCUUGAACAACUUGAUGAGCUUCUGGCAGAUCUUGUGACUGAUUACAAGCCACCCAGUAGAAGGGCAAGUGAGGACAUUCUUGAUCAGCUAAAGAAGUUGAUUGAUGAGGAAGAAGCAGUAUCUCUGUCCAGAAAGAGCUCAAAGGCAUAUACAGAUGAACCAGCUCCUCUUGACAAGCAGCCAACCUCAAUAAGAAUGAAUCCUGAUGCUUUUCGAGACAUGGACGGAGCCAGUGAUGCAAUGAAGAGUGCAGAUGAGUGCUCUCCAGAUCAGAGCCCAGAUGAGGAUGAUACAAUGAUGUGCUCGAACAACAAAUGCCGGAGGACGGAGACCCUGUUCAAUGCUUGCCUAUAUUUUAAAUCCUGCCACAGCUGCUACACUUACUACUGCUCUCGUAACUGCCGCAGGGAGGACUGGGACAUUCAUAAAGAAAGCUGCCUGUAUGGCAGAAUUAGCAGCAUAUGUCGUCACAUCAUCAAACACUGCCGGGAGACUGUUGAAGUCCACAAAGCCUUCUCCCGUAUUGCCAAAGUUGGCUAUCUUUCUCGAGGUAGAGGAGUUCUAUUCCUUGGUUUUCCAAAUCCAGUGUCAUCCAGUAAAUUCCUGCAGUACGGCCUGGAUAGUCUACUUAUGUCUCCUACAUACUUGUCUCUCCGAGAGCUUGAAAGCUUCAAGGACAACUUAGGGGAGUACUGUAAGGAGCUGCAGGAAGCUGGUACCGAGUACGACCCUAACGAAUGUUUCAUCUUGAAUGUAUCCAUUGCUGUUGGUGACCAGUUACCUGAUGGGCCAUCUCCAAGAAACCAAGCUCCAACUGUCAGAAAAUAUGCAAAGGUAGCACUGGCUUCCUUCAGCCCUGAGAGAAAGGUUCACAAGAAAGAGAGUGACAUGGAAACGCUGAUCCUCACCCCACCCCCUGGAACAGCAGAUAUCGACAAAGAGGGAGAGGAAGGCAGGAAGGCCAGGGAAAUAUGUUUUAUAAAUAUACAACGGGAGUUAAGGAUUCGAGGGGUUUUCCUACGCCAUGAAUACCCACAGGUAUAUCAGCAGCUCUGUGAGUUUGUGGAAAGUAACAGAAGGUUCACACCCACAACUAUUUAUCCUAUCGAUAAGAGGACCGGCAAACAAUUCAUGUGCAUGAUUAUGGCUGCCUCGGAGCCCAGGACGUUGGACUGGGUCGGCACCCCGCAUCUCCUUGAUGACAUUAUUUAAGUGCACCUAUUGUUGUAAAUAUAUAUGUAUAGAAAUACAUAUAAAUUGUUUCACAUAUUUAUAUAUCAAUCCAAUUACAAACAUUUGUAGAUAAGUAUUUUGUUAACAGAAUGAUAUAUAUUCAUGUCUGCUUGAUCAGUAUUAUUCUUUUUCAGAAUAUUUCCUGUCAGGUGCUGAAUGAGUAUAGUACAUUAUUUGUUUUAAUCUUUUUAACAAGCACACAUCUUUUAUCCACAAGUCAUUUGUCUGUAUCCUGGUCAUUCACUGUUACAACACAUUCCCUUUGGUAGGGAUUACCUAAUCUCACAUUAUGGUAUUUUUAUUUGUGCAAAUAAUUAUCAAUAUGUUUUUUUUUCAACUUAGCCUCUUUAAAUGAGAGAGAGAGUCCAUCUCUGUGAGUAUAACGUUACUAUUUUUCACAUGUGACUCAAGUGGUUAAUCAUACAGAAAAUAUGAAACAUUAUUUUUCGUAAAUACUUUCUAUGCAAAGUUGCUUCAUGACUUAACCACAUUCCUGUAGAAGGAGUUUAUUCAGUUAUUAUAUUAUAUUAUUAUACACGUGACAGGUGUGCUACUUAAAACAUCAAUAAAAACAGGCACGAAGUCUUAUUGUUGCUUAAGUAGAAGUACUAUAUUGAAAGUGAACAUUUUCCUCUUUGAGUUGCCCUGGAGAAAUUCAAGCUAAGUUCAGUAAUUCUUUGAAUCCGCUCUUCAGAAUUACUGGAGCACUACUGAACUUGGCUGUUGAAAUGGUGCCAGUAAGCAGCCACACAGUAGGUGUCGGCCCGUGCUGUUCAGUUUUAAACACUGUGAAUAGUGAUAGUGACAAAAACUAAACUUGGUAUAAUACCAAGUAAAUCAUGCAAUUUCCUAUAACACUGAAGUUGAUGAGUUGUAUUUUUAGAUAUAUUUACAAACAAAAAAAUAUAUGAAUUAGCAGCAGGAGUUAUUGUCCUUAGAACGAGGUGAGCCAGAUUUGGCACAGUAGCUAUAUGGUACAUAAAAGCGUGAGAAGACAUUAGUUGUGUAUUUGUGCUGCACUAGGUUUAUUACAUGUGUGAUUUAUAUUGUCCUAUUUGGUUUUAGCGAAUGAGAACCUUUGCAUUGCUCAUUCAUUGUUUGCAGAAUUUUUAGAAACAUGUAUCAAUGCAACUCAGCCAUGUUGCCUCGUCUCUCAAGAUACAUACAUUUCUUGAUUUUGUUUUGUAGUGUCCUAAAUCCCAAAUUCCCUGCCAGCAGACUGGUGAUGAUUUAAAGUGUAGCUGAAACAUAUUGUAUGCUAAUAACAAAACUGUUUAAAAAUGAUUUGACCCCAUUUGUCAAAUGGCUCAACAUAUCCGGAAGACGUGAAGGAGUAUUUUGUCAAUCAGACCUCGGUAAUCAUUAAUUAAUUAAUCAUUGUUCCCCAUUUCAACCUCUUCCCUUGUGAUAUCAGCUUUCCUUAGAAUUUGUAAGACAAAGUACAGUGAAACUUAAAGUACAUAUAUAUUUGAAAAGCUGUUUCACUGAGUUACAGUAGUUGACUGGCUGACAGGACGAGCUGUACAGAUUCCGUGAGAAGUUGCUGGCUGCAUGUGACUGUUUUAUAUGCUCUGAUCAUUUUAACAUGACAUCGAUGACAGUAAAUUGCUCGAUGAAUGGACUUGUGAAAGUUAAAACUAUGCUGUGUAAGGAAAAAUAAAUGAAUUUUCAUCACUCAUUCAAGUUGAAAUAACGUGUCAAAGACAAGGAAGAAGAGACCUCACUAAAAUGUCUAGAAAAUUCUGUAAUCUUGUAUUUUUUUAUACUUUCAACAUAUGUGUGUGAGUGUGUCUAUUUAUAAACAAUAUCUAAUAAAUGGAAUGGGAACUCUGGGUGUCUGCCUGUUCUUUAGGUGUUACAGCUCAGUCCUUCAUAUGUCUUCCAUGUAGUGAGAGUUGUAAACAGGACAGUCAGUCAUUGGGGAUGAUAAACAUAAACCUUAGUCAGCUUGAUCAAAUGUUUGAAUGAUUCUUAGUUUUAGAUGAGAAAUGAAUACUAGUGGAAAAAUGUGAUUUUCCCAAAUAAGAGUAAAACUUAUACCGGAUAUGUUUUAUUAUACUGUAUAUGCUAUACGACAAAACGAAAUCAACUCAUUCAAACAAUCCAAAUAUGGUUUGGUAUACACUGAGCAAAGAAAUUCAAAUAUUCAAAUUUAUGUUUUAGAUUUUUAUUAAAUCUGACAUACAAUUUAAUGUCCAAAGUUAAAGUCAUUUAAAAAGUAAAUGUUAUAAGCAAAGAAAUCUGACUUCUGAUCAGAUUUUGUGAAACGGACUUUUUGUCCUUUUUUUUUUUUUAGCCAAUGUGCAGAUACAGCAGCACACAGGAGCCCAUGUUUUCCCCAGUCUGACCGUGGUGAUCAUACCAGAGCCUGGCUUAUGAUUUCAGAUUUGACCCCAACAAUGAUGUAGCUGGUACAGGCAUAUAACGGUAGACAAGUCUACCCGUGGUGAACAGGGCAGUGUGGGG